UCUUGCUGCUGCCAGGUCCAGAGUGUCUCAUGGGUCCCUGUACGGCCUCCCAUUGCUGCUGUCUCCAUCGCCACACUCUGCCAUGUGCCACUUUCAGGUCUCCUCACACUGCUGGUGGGUUCCAUUUUGUCAUAGGGUGCUGGCAGAUUACGGGCCUCCCAUUGCUGCUGCCAGGCCCGUAAUCUGCCAUGGGCCCCCGUACCGCCUCCUCAUGCUGCUGCCAGGUCCAAAGUGUCUCAUGGGUCCCUGUACGGCCUCCCAUUGCUGCUGUCUCCAUCGCCACACUCUGCCAUGUGCCACUUUCAGGUCUCCUCACACUGCUGGUGGGUUCCAUUUUGUC
Molecule: messenger RNA, 340 nt
Organism: Staurois parvus
Lineage: Eukaryota; Metazoa; Chordata; Amphibia; Anura; Ranidae
Source: the annotation of a GenBank genome assembly